UGCUGCCACCCAUUCGUCACCAUAUGUCAUUGCUGCCGAAAUGCAUGGGGUUAAAGUGUUGCCUCAUAUAAUCAACACCGUUAUCCUCCUUUCAGUCACCUCGGUUGCCGUUGCAGCCAUGUAUAGUUCACAACGGUUGAUUCAAUCGUUGGCUCAUCAGAAAUUGGCACCUAAAUGGUUGGAUUAUGUUGAUAAACAAGGUCGUCCUUUGAGAGCAUGGUUCCUUACUAUCCUUUCAUCUUUCUUUGCCUUUAUUGCUACUUAUGACAAAGAGGAAACUGUAUUCACUUGGCUUUUAUCAAUUUCAGGAAUUUCAUUUGUUGUAUGCUGGUUAUUCAUUUGUGUGUCACAUCUUCGAUUCAGAGCCGCCUUGAAACACAAUGGUAUUGCUUUGGAUACAUUAGCGUAUGUGUCCCCAACGGGUAUAAUUGGCUCUUGGUGCUCCAUAAUUAUCAAUAGUUUAAUCUUGAUUGCUCAGUUUUGGACAUCCUUGUUUCCCAAGGGAGAAGCGGAUGCUAAUAAUUUUUUCCAAAAUUAUUUGGGUGCUCCUGUCAUGUUGUUGUGUUUUAUUGGACAUAAAUUGUAUACUAGGAACUGGAGAUUAUGGAAACCAGUUGAUGAGAUUGACGUUGAUAAGGAUCGGGUGAUUUAUGAUGCUGAAAUUUUGGAGUUGCAGAAUUUGGAAGAUAAGGAGAGGUAUAAUAAGGCCCCAUUUUGGAAAAAGAUAUUGAUUGUGUGCUUUGACUAA
Messenger RNA from Lodderomyces margitis, 748 nucleotides. RefSeq lists its product as uncharacterized. The record is from RefSeq and is a predicted model, not a curated record. Gene Ontology annotation, molecular function: amino acid transmembrane transporter activity. Gene Ontology annotation, biological process: amino acid transmembrane transport. The transcript has a single exon. Gene Ontology annotation, cellular component: membrane. NCBI's taxonomy places the organism in Eukaryota, Fungi, Ascomycota, Pichiomycetes, Serinales, Debaryomycetaceae. The annotation marks the transcript as partial.